UUCAAAACCUGUUUUUGUGUUUUGCGUUGUAAAUUGAUUGCUUACGCGUUGGAUGUAGUUAUAGGUAUUCUUGUUAUGAUGGAGUCUUUCGGUGAAUUUGACCCUGCCACACCAGUCACCAAACAGUAUUGCACACCAUGCUCAGUGAAAGACUAUGACGAUCAAUGCUCCAGUGUAACAAGAGAUGCACUAGAAAACUUGAUUGAAUAUAUCGAUAAAAAUCCACAGAUUUAUAAGAGUAUCUUAAAUAAAAGAAAAAUUGAUGACCUAGAGAAUGAAAGCAUGUUCUCUUUCCUCAAGACGCGGUUUAUGUCAUCUACGAGGUACUUGCCGUAUCUGACAAAGAAUGCCAAAAUAAACUGGAGCAGAUAACUGGAGAUAUGGUCAAAGCUUUUCAUUAUGGUCAAGAGGUCAAAAAUACUCCUUUGCGCUUUUCCAAACGAUUAGCACUCAGAAGUGCUAGAGAACGUGCAAGGAAGUCAACUGCCAAAAUUCUUGAUGAAUCUUACCAAGAAGGGCCACCUAGCUAUGCACCACCACCCCCACCUCUGCCACCACCACCGUCACUGCCACCACCCCCGCCACCGCCACCGCCACCGUCACCGUCACUGCCAACUGAUGCGGUCCAUCUAUCUGUACCUGUACCUGAGAAACAAGAUGGAAGAUUGUCUACACCACUCAAGGAUAGUACAAAUGAAAAUUUGAGCAAACAGAACAACAGAAAGAGAAAAAGUAUUGAAGUAAUGCCCAGUAAUGAAAAGAAAGCUGUUAGUGCUCAUCUUCCUAUAACAAAACUGCAUGAUGAGAUAGUUAAAUUUGGUUUCCAUAAUCUAAAGUCCACAGAUCAACAAAGAUCACCGGGUGGAACACCAAUGAAGAAGCAUGGUUCGAAGAGGAAACUGUCAUCUAAUGAUUGCAAGGCUGUAUCAAGUCCAUUGUCUGUUUUUAAUUUACAAAUUAUCGAAAAAUUCCGAAAUACAAGAAGUCCUAACAUGUCAAAUUUAUCAAGUCCAAAUAGUGCUUUUAACAGUCCUAGUGCUUUUAACUCCCCUGUUUAAAAAAUAUGUUAACGUAUUUGUUCUAUUAGGUGCACAUACUGUAAAGUGCUUUAAUUUCCCUUGGAAUUUAUUUCCAUGGAAGGAAUGAAUCACUGAAAAUAAAAUUCAGUUCAAAUAAACUUCAUUUUAU
Molecule: messenger RNA, 1188 nt
Organism: Saccoglossus kowalevskii
Lineage: Eukaryota; Metazoa; Hemichordata; Enteropneusta; Harrimaniidae
Source: RefSeq, a predicted model, not a curated record